Messenger RNA from Camarhynchus parvulus, 11466 nucleotides. RefSeq names its product ADP ribosylation factor guanine nucleotide exchange factor 1 (gene ARFGEF1). Gene Ontology annotation, molecular function: guanyl-nucleotide exchange factor activity. The transcript is spliced from 39 exons. The record is from RefSeq and is a predicted model, not a curated record. Bases 4672 to 10197 code for a protein of 1841 amino acids. Gene Ontology annotation, biological process: regulation of ARF protein signal transduction. NCBI's taxonomy places the organism in Eukaryota, Metazoa, Chordata, Aves, Passeriformes, Thraupidae.
UGAUAUGUAUCUUGGGAAUUCCAUUUAAGAAACAAUUUCAGCUUUCAUAAUGAGUGGUUUGUUCUGCAGGCAACCCAAAAUACAAAUCAUUUCAGUACUGUCUUCCUAUAAUGAAUUUGCAUUACACUAUUACCAGUUUUAGGCAGGUCAACCUGAUUUGAUAAUCUAGGGGAAUAGCUUAGUACAGUGUUAAACUAUACUGUUUAAUUAUUCUGGUUUGAGAUCCCAGUGAGGCUUUUUAUAAAACUUUCUCUUUUUUUGUCUGUUUGCUAUUGCAUACACUGACACUCCAUUGACAUUGCAGAUAGAUGUAUUAAAAGUUCAUGAAGUUAAUUACACCUCUUAGUAGUUAAUUUAACUGCUACAGUUAAAAAUUAAAUAGGACAGGAAAAUACCAUAAUCUGGGUUGGACAGUUCUCCAUACCUCCUUAGUAUGUUUCCUAACAUUCCUUCCUAGUAAGGAAACAGACUGAAACUGGGGUAGUUCAGAGGCAGUGACACAAAGGCUCUAUGUGAACAAGAAAAGCAGUCAGCUGGAAGCCUCAGUAAAGUCUGUGUGUGUGCUCUGGACACUGUCUCUUGGCAAAUCUUAAGCUUUGUGGAUGAUCUGUAAGUGGCUUAGAUGUUAGGGAUAAUGUUUGGGUGAAAGCAAGUGCUGAAUUUGCAGCAUGCAUUUUUACAUAAACUUACUGGUUUUUCUUGGAUGUACUGACUUAGCAAAGAUUGCCCACAGAGGGCAUCCCUGGAUUACCAUUUUUUUAGGACAGUGGAGCUUGAGUUAAAAACAGCUGUAUGUUUCUUCAGUUCCAUUAUUUGGGCUCCUUAGACAUAAUUAUUUUAGUUUUUUUCCUGGAAUCUGUUAGUGCCUUUUGGGUGUUAGUACUUUAGCUGAAUAGACAAGAGACUUUUUGACACUGCUUGAAGCUAACAGAUACUCAGAAAUGAAGUAAGGUUGAGAUAUUUCCUGAGAAAUAUAUUCUAAUAACCCAGUUUGGGAAAGGACGUACUCAGCAUGAUCCGUUUGCAAUUUCUUCUCUUUGAAGGAGAAAUUGGGUUUUUUUUGUCCCUGUCAUAGUUAUAUGGCUUUGCUACUGUAAGUUCAAACUUGGUAUUUUUUAAAAUUAAACUGUUACCAUAUGUGUAAUAAUCUUAUUACAUAGUUGAGAGUGUAGUUAAUUGAAGUUAUCUUCAAAUAAAUAUGGAAUUUCUAGUUUUAUAUUACAGAGUUUUUGUAUACCUUCAAAUGGAGAGGGACAUUUUCCGUAUUGUUAAUGAGGGAAAAUGUGGAGUCUUUAAAUCAUUUAUUUGCCACGAUAUUUUGUGAUACUGGAGACAGUCACUAGAAUACUUGGAUGGAAGAAUGCAAGCAAAGUCAAUUCAAGCAAAGCUAUAAUGCUUUAAUUUGAUUUCACCUUUUUUUAAUAUAGAUAGAGGUGUAAUUUAAAUUCAUCUUCACUGCUUGUUCCUUGGAUCUUAUCCACCUGCUUUGACUUGAAAGAAUUGAAUGCAAAUUGCUUCCUUCUCACAGUAGUUUUCUAUGGUAUAAGUCAUGUGAACUCCAAAUAUUGACUUGUUUCUUUGAAUUAUUGCAGCCUGUGCUGCUUUGGAUGGUUCUACCCUCUGAUUACCUAAGAUGGUUAUAAUUCUUUAAAAUGUCACUGCUUUCUGUCUUGAAUUCAUUAUAUAUUUAAUAAGCUUUUAUUCUGAUGCUUACAGUGAGAAUUAGGCUUUAGAUGUGCAGAUCCUUGUGGAAUUAAGAAUUAUGCAUGUGCUUCUCUGGCCGUUGUAUAGAAUACAGUAUUAUGGGAAUGUAAUAUCUACUUGUUCUUGAACACAAUUCUGGUGCAAGAGUGGAAAAACAGAAUGAGAUAUAUUAAAUACUUUUAGAUGUGUGGGAUUUACCUAACAUCAUAUUUUAUAAUGAACUUGUAAAGUAUUUUUCCACUUUAUGGUAGUUUGCGUUUUUCCCAAUAGCAAGUUCUAUAAGAAUUCUUUUUCCUGUAAUCUAAUGUACAGUUUGAUGUUGAUAUCAGAGAAUUUAGCUCUCUGCAUCGUUCCUGAAGAUAACAUUUUAGUUAUUCCUCACUUGAUGAGAAUGUUAUCCUUUACUUCUGCCAAAGUAUCACUCUAGAAUAUUUUUACUUCACUUAGUACGACAGCAUAUUUAGGUAACCAGAAGGAAAUAAUACCUAAAGAUGCCCAUUUGAAAUUUAGGUUAUUAGAAAUGCUUUUAAAGGUUUAAAUCAUACUUUGAAUUGGAUACAGGAGGUAAACAGUGAAUUAUUCUUAAAUUGGAGUUUUGUUCAGUGUUACAAUCCAGUGUUGCCCACAGCACCUACUUGACAGACAUUUUGAUGUUGCUGUUUGGUGUUACAGUCAUUGCAAAGAAAUUUGUUGAUUUCAUAGUUGCACAUGAGAUUAGCUGGUUGUAAGGUGUUAAAGGAAGAAAGGGAAAACUGGAAACUAGUUUGGGGUUUUUUAUGCUGAAAACUGUAAGCAUUCUGAAGAGAGUAAGGAAAGGUGUUCAUAUGUCAUGUUAAAAGUAGUGAAUUAAAGCUGGAGAGGCGAGAAUGAAAUUAUGGAUGCCUGUCGUGGUUUAUCUCUGGCCAGCAACUAAGCCCUAUGCAGCCUCUCACUGGCUUGUAUCAGAGAGCUGGAAGGGUAAAAGUGCAAAAACUUUGGGUUGAGAUAAAGAUAGAUUAAUUUUAAAAAAAGAAAAUAGGGAGAAAUGACAAUGAAAAUCAAACACAAGAAAUGUGUGAUGCAAAAAAAUGCAGUAGCUCACUACCAGGUGAUGAAUUAUCAGCCAGUCCCCAAGCAACACAGGGAAACUGCACACACGCACCCUUCUCCAAUUUUUUAUUGCUGAGUGUGACACCCUGGGGAAUUGAAUACCCGUGGAGGUCUGUAGGGUUGGCUGUUCUGGUGGGCAUCCCCAGCCUACUCACUGGUGGGGUGGAGUGAGAAACUGAAAAAAAGCCUUGACUCUCUGUAAGCACUGCUUAACUCAAGCAUUCCUGAAUUAUCAACAGUGUUUCCAGCAGAAAUCCAAAGCACAGCACCAUCUACAACCUACUGUGAAGAAAAUUAGCUGCAACCCAGCCAAAACCAACAACAAAGGUCUUAGAUGUUUUCAGAGAUUUCUUUGAAAUUAUGAUGAUCUGUAAAAGUGUAGAUGAAAUGAAAAAUUAUGUUGAAACUAAUGUACAUGACUCAUUUUGCCUGUUUGGUGAAAUGGUUGAUGCAUGCCAUUGUAAAACUGCAAAAUAAUAUAUCUCUUUGAUCAGCUCUAGCUUCGGUGUGCAAAAGCUUUGUGUAUUUCCAUUAAUUCUGUCAUGGAGGUCACAGAAUUCUAUAAAGAGGUCUUCUGGAGCUGUGUGUGAAUGGGAGAUUCAGAAGGAGUUUAUUUUGUCAUUUCUACUGUACUUUUAAAUAGUUACAACUAGUUCCAUUUUAGGGCACGUGAUCAUUUCAGUGCCAUAGAGUAGUCUGAGCUGUUUUUCAUAGUAAUUCUGUGUUACAUUGCAAAAAAUACAGAGGAAGGUGUUGUCCUUCCCUACAGUUUUCAUCCCCUGUUCUUGCAUCUUACAUUCUCUUUAUUUCUUUCCUCCUAGAAUGAAUGUGAUUCUGAAAUAAUAAGCUGUUCUGGCUCUGAGAUCCUCUCUGUUGCAGUUUUGGUUGUGUGUUUGGAGAGAGGGAGAGCAAAUUAAGGAAUGUUGUCAAGCCUGGCUUCAUCUUUCUUUUCUAGCUAAUUUUUAGUUCUGCAAGGGUUACUUUGCCCUGCAGAACUGAAAAUUGAAAAGAAUACAUCACUAGAAUACAUCCAUUGAAAAGAAUACAUCAGUAACUGUUCUGGUUCAUGUGUCUUUAACAGAUUAGUUACCUAGCAUGAGAAUUGUUAGUCACCUUUGUUAUAAUCUGGUUUUCUGCUGAUAAUGCUGCUUGAAUUUUUGUAUGCUUCCUACUGGGUGUAGUUGAUACGAGACCGUGAAAUUGUUCUGUCAUUAACUUGUGUUCUGGUGUCGAGAGCAGAGGCUGCAAUCAGACAGUGAAAGAAAUUAGGUGUUCUCUAUUCUCAAGGGUAAAAGUAAAGUUCAAGUUUGCUGUUUUACCUUGUUAACAGUAUAUAAUAGUAUUAUAUCAUGCUUCUCUGCAAUUACAAAUAUUCUAGUCUUGUAAAAAUAAUUGAUGUCAGCCACUGUAAGAACCUUCCUUUUUUAUUUAACAUAGGUUAUAAAAUCAGUGGUUUCACAUGAAUAGACUUAGGCAAUGCUGCUUGAAAUGGUAGUAACAUUUAAUUAGAAUGAUACUUAUAUAAACUUUUUACCUCUGGUCAGUUUUGUUGGAAACUGUAAACUUGGAAGUCAUUCAGUUUAUUUGUUCGUUGAUAAUGUUGUUUGAUGGACAGACUUCAGCGUAUCUCAGGGAGCCGAGUUCCUGGAUGUGAAUGCUAAGGUGGGAGGUAAAAUAAUGUAAGGUAUGACGGUGUUGGAAGGGAGGAAGAGAGUUUCUUUUCCUUUCUGUUGGUCAGGAAUUUGUCUUUGAGUGAGUAAAAGUCAUAAUGUCAUAAUCUGGGAGGAAGGCAUACUUUACUGAAACAUUGCAUACCAUGAGUCUUAUUAUUGCUACUUACUGAGGAAUGCUUAGUGUCUAGAUUACGGAAUUAUUUUCAUGUUUUGUCUAGUCCUGGGUGGCCGAGAUUUGAUCAGCUUUUGGAGUAGCUGUUUCUGGGAUCAACCAAUGACCUGCUCACCUCUCAGUGUAAAUAUGACCAUCAGUCUUGCCAAAAAGGAAAUAAAGGCUGAAACAGAAAAGCAAAGUCCCCCUCAUGGAGAAGCAAAGUCUGGUUCAAGCACUCUUCCACCUGUGAAAUCAAAGACAAGCUUCAUUGAAGCGGACAAAUACUUCCUACCAUUUGAAUUGGCAUGCCAGUCCAAGUGCCCCAGGAUUGUCAGUACAUCUCUAGAUUGUUUACAGAAACUUAUAGCAUAUGGGCACUUGACAGGGAAUGCUCCAGACAGUACAGCUCCAGGAAAAAAACUAAUUGAUAGAAUUAUCGAGACAAUAUGUGGCUGUUUUCAAGGCCCUCAAACAGACGAAGGGGUUCAGCUACAAAUAAUAAAGGCUUUGCUCACUGCAGUAACAUCUCAACACAUAGAAAUCCACGAAGGAACAGUACUACAGGCUGUAAGAACAUGUUACAAUAUCUACCUAGCAAGCAAAAAUCUUAUCAAUCAAACUACAGCCAAGGCCACUCUAACACAAAUGCUGAAUGUCAUUUUUGCACGUAUGGAAAAUCAAGCACUUCAGGAAGCCAAACAGAUGGAAAAGGAAAGACACAGACAGCAACACCAUCUCCAGCAGUCUCCAGUAAGCCAUCAUGAGCCUGAAUCACCUCAGUUGAGACAUAUUCCAGCACAGGCUGAUCAGCUGUCCAAAGACCAUGAGAGAGAGCUUGACCACAGCACAAACGAUGUGGACAAGAACCUUCAAGAAGAUAUUGAGGCAGAAAAUGGAUCUGACAUUUCUAGUGCUGAAAAUGAACAGACAGAAGCUGACCAAGCCACAGCAGCAGAAAAUCUUUCUAAAGCUGAUGGAGGAACUUACGAUGGUGAAAGCAAUGAGUGUGAAGAGAAGGCACAAGAAAUUGUAGAAAGUAUUGUGCAGGAAAUGGUGAACAUAGUAGUUGGAGAUGUGGAAGGGACUGCAGGUGGUGAUGGCACAACUGUAUCAUUAGAGGAUGGCAGUGACAGUGAAAACAUUCAGGCAAAUGGAAUUCCAGGGACUCCAAUUUCUGUUGCUUAUACACCAUCUUUACCCGAUGACAGAUUAUCUGUCUCUUCCAAUGAUACUCAGGAAUCUGGAAAUUCUUCAGGACCUACCCCUGGUGCUAAGUUUUCCCACAUUUUACAAAAGGAUGCCUUCCUUGUAUUCAGGUCACUGUGUAAACUUUCCAUGAAGCCCCUGUCAGAUGGACCACCAGAUCCAAAAUCUCAUGAACUGCGAUCAAAGAUUCUUUCAUUGCAGUUGCUUCUGUCCAUUCUGCAAAAUGCAGGACCAGUCUUCAGGACAAAUGAGAUGUUCAUUAAUGCUAUAAAGCAGUACCUCUGUGUUGCACUGUCAAAAAAUGGAGUCUCAUCAGUUCCAGAAGUUUUUGAACUUUCACUUUCCAUAUUUCUUACCCUCCUGUCAAACUUUAAGACUCAUCUAAAGAUGCAGAUUGAGGUUUUCUUCAAAGAAAUUUUCCUGUAUAUCUUGGAAACUUCUACUAGCUCAUUUGAUCAUAAGUGGAUGGUUAUACAAACUCUGACAAGGAUAUGUGCAGAUGCUCAGAGUGUGGUGGACAUCUACGUGAACUAUGAUUGUGACUUAAAUGCAGCAAAUAUAUUUGAAAGGCUGGUUAAUGACUUAUCAAAGAUUGCUCAAGGAAGGGGUAGCCAAGAACUUGGCAUGUCAAAUGUUCAGGAAUUAAGUUUGAGGAAAAAAGGAUUGGAAUGCUUAGUAUCAAUCUUGAAAUGCAUGGUGGAGUGGAGUAAGGAUCAAUAUGUAAAUCCCAAUUCCCAGACAACCCUUGGCCAAGAAAAACCCACAGAACAGGACAGCAGUGAAACCAAACACCCUGAGACAAUUAACAGAUAUGGAAGCUUAAAUUCUUUGGAUUCUACUGCUUCAUCAGGAAUUGGCAGUUACAGCACACAGAUGUCUGGCACUGACAACCCAGAGCAGUUUGAAGUCCUAAAGCAGCAAAAGGAAAUAAUAGAACAAGGAAUUGACUUAUUCAACAAGAAACCAAAGAGGGGGAUUCAGUACCUGCAAGAACAAGGAAUGCUUGGCACUACCCCUGAAGAUAUUGCUCAAUUCUUGCAUCAAGAGGAAAGAUUAGAUUCAACUCAGGUUGGGGAGUUCCUGGGAGACAAUGAUAAAUUUAACAAAGAAGUGAUGUAUGCAUAUGUAGACCAACACGACUUUUCGGGAAAGGAUUUUGUUUCAGCGUUACGCAUGUUUCUAGAAGGGUUUCGUCUACCAGGAGAAGCUCAAAAAAUUGAUCGCUUAAUGGAGAAAUUUGCUGCUAGAUAUUUAGAAUGUAACCAAGGGCAAACUCUUUUUGCUAGUGCAGAUACUGCAUAUGUUUUAGCUUACUCAAUUAUCAUGUUGACAACAGAUCUUCACAGUCCACAGGUUAAGAAUAAAAUGACAAAAGAACAGUAUAUUAAAAUGAAUAGAGGUAUCAAUGACAGUAAAGAUCUCCCUGAAGAAUACUUGUCUGCUAUCUAUAAUGAAAUAGCUGGAAAGAAGAUUUCAAUGAAGGAAACAAAAGAAUUAACAAUACCCACAAAAUCCAGUAAACAAAGUGUUGCUAGUGAGAAGCAGAGAAGACUCCUGUAUAACUUAGAAAUGGAACAAAUGGCUAAAACAGCUAAAGCUCUCAUGGAGGCAGUGAGCCACGUUCAGGCCCCUUUUACCAGUGCAACACACCUGGAGCAUGUGAGACCCAUGUUUAAGUUGGCAUGGACACCUUUCCUGGCCGCAUUCAGCGUGGGUCUGCAGGACUGCGAUGACACCGAGGUUGCCUCUCUCUGUUUGGAGGGUAUACGAUGUGCAAUCCGCAUUGCCUGCAUUUUCAACAUUCAGCUUGAAAGAGAUGCCUAUGUUCAAGCAUUAGCAAGAUUUACGUUGCUUACAGUGAGUUCUGGUAUUACUGAAAUGAAGCAGAAGAAUAUUGACACCAUUAAAACUCUCAUCACGGUGGCUCAUACAGAUGGAAACUAUUUAGGAAAUUCCUGGCAUGAGAUUCUGAAAUGCAUCAGUCAGCUUGAACUGGCACAGUUAAUAGGAACUGGAGUAAAACCUCGCUACAUCUCAGGGACAGUGCGUGGCAGGGAAGGUUCUUUUACUGGAACAAAAGAUCAGGCACCUGAUGAAUUUGUGGGGCUGGGACUGGUUGGUGGAAACGUGGAUUGGAAGCAGAUAGCAAGUAUUCAGGAAUCCAUUGGAGAAACUAGCUCCCAAAGCGUUGUUGUUGCUGUAGACAGAAUAUUUACGGGAUCUACAAGGUUGGAUGGCAAUGCUAUUGUGGAUUUCGUUCGCUGGCUUUGUGCUGUGUCUAUGGACGAGCUGCUGUCUGCCACCCACCCUCGGAUGUUUAGUCUACAGAAGAUAGUAGAGAUUUCUUACUACAACAUGGGCCGGAUCAGGUUACAGUGGUCUAGGAUCUGGGAAGUUAUUGGUGAUCAUUUUAACAAGGUUGGCUGCAAUCCCAAUGAAGAUGUAGCUAUUUUUGCAGUAGACUCAUUAAGGCAAUUGUCAAUGAAGUUCUUGGAGAAAGGAGAACUUGCUAAUUUCCGAUUCCAGAAGGACUUCCUAAGACCAUUUGAACAUAUCAUGAAGAGAAACAGGUCUCCUACUAUUCGAGACAUGGUUGUACGGUGUAUUGCACAGAUGGUGAAUUCCCAGGCUGCUAACAUUCGUUCUGGCUGGAAAAACAUUUUUUCAGUGUUUCAUCUGGCAGCCUCAGAUCAGGAUGAAAGUAUAGUGGAACUGGCAUUCCAGACUACAGGACACAUUGUCACAAUCGUGUUUGAGAAACACUUCCCAGCAACCAUAGAUUCUUUCCAGGAUGCAGUGAAGUGCUUGUCUGAAUUUGCCUGCAAUGCAGCAUUUCCAGAUACCAGUAUGGAAGCGAUCCGCCUCAUUCGCCACUGUGCAAAAUAUGUGUCUGACAGGCCUCAGGCAUUCAAGGAAUACACAAGUGAUGAUAUGAAUGUAGCUCCUGAAGACAGAGUGUGGGUGCGAGGAUGGUUCCCAAUUCUCUUUGAGUUGUCCUGUAUCAUCAAUAGAUGCAAAUUAGAUGUAAGAACCAGGGGCUUAACAGUAAUGUUUGAAAUAAUGAAGACAUAUGGCCAUACUUAUGAAAAACACUGGUGGCAAGAUUUGUUUCGGAUUGUCUUCAGGAUAUUUGACAACAUGAAACUGCCAGAACAGCAGACUGAGAAAGCUGAAUGGAUGACAACUACUUGUAACCAUGCACUUUAUGCAAUCUGUGAUGUAUUUACACAGUAUUUAGAAGUACUUAGUGAUGUUCUUUUGGAUGAUAUAUUUGCACAGCUGUACUGGUGUGUGCAGCAAGACAAUGAACAACUGGCACGAUCUGGUACAAACUGUUUGGAGAAUGUUGUCAUCCUUAAUGGUGAAAAGUUUACCCUAGAAAUCUGGGAUAAAACUUGCACUUGCAUGCUGGAUAUUUUCAAAACUACAAUCCCUCAUGCGCUGCUGACUUGGAGACCAGUUGGUGGGGAGUUCUGCUCUGGCUCUCCUUCUGAUGCAAAAGAAAAACUGGAUACAAUCUCCCAGAAGUCAGUAGACAUCCAUGACUCCAUCCAGCCUCGAUCUUCAGAUGGACGCCCAUUUCAGCCCAGCACAGGGGCCACGGUAGCAGAGGAAGCGAGUAAAGCCAGGCCAGCAGCAAAAUUUCCAGAACAGAAGUUAUUUGCUGCUCUUUUGAUCAAGUGUGUUGUACAGCUGGAACUCAUUCAGACGAUCGACAACAUUGUGUUCUUCCCAGCAACUAGCAAAAAAGAGGAUGCAGAGAAUCUAGCAGCAGCACAAAGAGAUGCAGUAGACUUUGAUGUCCAUGUGGAUACACAGGAUCAAGGGAUGUAUCGUUUCCUAACAUCACAGCAGCUUUUCAAACUUCUUGAUUGUCUGCUGGAAUCUCACAGAUUUGCUAAAGCAUUUAAUUCAAACAAUGAACAAAGAACUGCUCUCUGGAAAGCAGGUUUCAAAGGCAAGUCCAAGCCCAACCUGCUGAAGCAGGAGACGAGCAGCCUGGCCUGCGGGCUGCGCAUCCUGUUCCGCAUGUACAUGGACGAGAGCCGCACCAGCGCCUGGGAGGAGGUCCAGCAGAGGCUGCUGAAUGUCUGCAGCGAGGCUCUGAGCUAUUUCCUCACUCUUACAUCAGAAAGUCAUCGGGAAGCCUGGACUAACCUUUUACUCUUAUUUUUGACUAAAGUCCUGAAGAUAAGUGAUGAAAGGUUCAAGGCCCAUGCCUCAUUCUACUACCCUUUGCUGUGUGAAAUCAUGCAGUUUGACCUUAUUCCUGAGCUUCGGGCUGUGUUGCGAAGGUUUUUCCUGCGGAUCGGGGUGGUUUUCCAAAUAUCCCAACCACCAGAACAAGAGCCUGGAAUAAGCAAGCAUUAGCAGAUAGUGAUGCUCUGUUUCCAAGUUUAUAUUCCUCAGCUAAAUAAAAGGACCAGGUAGCUGGGCCAUUCUGUCUGGAUAUCCAUGUAAAUGGUUUCUUUCUCUGGCAGUUGUAUCCAAGGGUUAACGGUACAGACGCUUCCAACUGUAACUAAGGCUUGCAGCACUCCAGUCCCUCUCUUUCCUGGCGGAUUCUCUCUCAUCGGUUUCUCUUGCCUGGCUCCUGCUGAGCACAGAGCCAGUUUAUAGCACAGUCCCCCUUGUCAGCACGGGCUGCAGUGUCCUUUACUGUCCUAGACAGCAGCAUAGCAACAGAUGUUUAUGGCGGGUGUGAAAGUGAAGUGUACCCAAAGAAACAUAUAUGUAAAGGUUUGAGCUUCUGCGAGAAGUACAACUCAGGAGAGCUGUAUUUUGAAGGAUAAAAUGUUUAUAGUGAAAAGAAAAUGGAGAUUAUUGUUCAUGGAAAAAAAUAUUUAGCAACUAUGUCUGAUAUUCUAAGAUUUUUGCACACUCAGGCUGUCUGAGACAUUGGUAAUCAUCCUUCUGUGAAAAUGUACAGAGAUGCAGAUCUGUAAUAUAAACUCUUUAACACUAUACAGUUCUUCCCAAAUUAUUUUAUUUCUGUAUUACUGAUUUGUUGAAAGCCCAUAACUCUUCCUUGUUUACCAAAUGCACUAGAAGUUUGGGUUUCUUUUUUGGGUUGUGAUUUUUUUUUCUUCCUUUUUUGUUAUUUUUGUUUUGUUUUGUUUCAUUGUAGCCCAGAAGUUAUUGUUGCCGACUUUUGUCAAGAACAGCGGUAGAAAUAUCACGACUGACAUAACUACCUGUAAUAUACUUGUUUUAGGGCUUUGAAAUAUAACGAGCCAAUGAAAUGAUGAUCCUUCAAGGACUGGAACUUGAAUCACUGCAAACAAGUCUAGGUUGUGUCUGCUGUCAGAUGUUUUUUGUUUGAUGUAGAUUUCACUCUUAUGUACAGAAUUUAAUGUUGGAUAUAUUCAAGUAACAAAUCUGGCAUGGUUUGGGGAUGGUUAAAUUUAUUGGAAAUGUAUUCAUACUGUGAAUUGUGCUCUGAUGGUUAACAGACGAGAUUGUCAAGCAUUCUGUAUUACAAUGGAUGUAGAAAUUUUUUUCAGAUGGACAAAAUGUAUAUGGUACAGAUAUGUAAAGUUUUCUAUGUAAAAAAAAUUCUGUACAACUUUCUGUACAAUAUUUGGUUCUCAUCUGGCAUAUUCUAAUCAGGUUAUAGGUCAAUAAAGUUUUUGAACUCUU